This is a messenger RNA of Entrophospora sp. SA101, 2547 nucleotides long. The record is from the annotation of a GenBank genome assembly. NCBI's taxonomy places the organism in Eukaryota, Fungi, Glomeromycota, Glomeromycetes, Entrophosporales, Entrophosporaceae.
AUGAUUACAAAUUAUGUUUCAAUGAUUGCUUGGUCUGGUGGAGAUAACGGUCAAGUUCAUCAUAUGAAAUAUUCAUUUUCAAACAUCAAUCAGAUAUCUUUUAUUGAAAGCGAUGAUGAUACAUUCGGACACGCUUAUAUGAGUUGUGAAGAAAAAUAUUUGUUACGACAAUCGGAUUACAGAACUCCUCAGACUGGAUCAACAAAUGUAAUAGGAACUGGUAUUUAUCCUCAACAAUAUUUAACCUCAACUUAUCCAAAUAAUGCAUCAUAUUUACAAGCUAGUAACAGUAAUAUGAAUCCUAUGAUGUCAAUUACAGGAACUAGAUCUGUUUAUCCAGUACCUGUUGCAUCUCUAGCAUCAAUAACAGGAAAUGGUAUGCCUGCUGCAAAACGUGUUGCACUUGCUCCUACAACAACAACACAACCUAUUCAAAACAUCUAUCCUAAUUUAGCUCAAAAUCAACUCCAAUUAGCUCAAAAUCAACUUUAUGGUAGUAGUGGUAAUAGUACUUUCUCUAAUCAAUUGAUAAAUACUGUAAGAACCGCAAACACUGUACCAACUCAAACCUACUUAGGCACAGAUGGCUCAAGUAUUGAUGCUCAAUCAUUUGAAAAUCAAAUGGAUUGGUUAGAAUUAACUAACGAUGAAGAUAUUGUUUAUGAUGAUUUUAGUUACAAUACUGAGUUUUCAAAUACUCCUAGCACUAGUAAUAUAGAAGGAAAUAUAUCGGAUUGGACUCAUGGCUCUUUAUUACAAAAAAAUAUUAACUAUUCAAAUCAAAAUCUUUCUUCAAAAUCUUCAUGUCCACUAAUUAGUCCAAAUAGUCACCAAAAAAAUAAUUCACAACAACAAGAAUCACAGCAACAGCAACAAAAGCAACAAAAUGACAAAGAUCAAUCACCACUACAAUCACAACAAGAUCAACAAAAAUUAGAUCAAGAUCAAGAAUUGGUUUCACAACCAGUUCAAUCUACAUUACAAUCACAACAGCAACAUAAUGACAAUUCAAAUCAACAAUCUGCUACAAUUGUACCAACCAAUUUAUUGAAUAUAUCAAAUGCACCACCACCAAAACUUCAUUUACCAACUAAUCAAGGAAUAGCUGGUAGAAGAAACCGUCAGGUUAACAAACAAUCUGAAAAAAAUCCUUCUGUUGCUAAUAAUAUAUCACCAAUACCUUCAGUCUCAUCACAAUUUCCUAAUCAACCAUCUUCAAUGCCAACUACAAACCCUAUUACCACUAAUACCAUUAAACCACCCAGAUUAGUUUAUGCACCAAAAACACGUAGAGUGGAUAGUUAUGGUGGUUUAGAUUUAACAGUUUUUGAAAGGUUGCCAUUGCCUUUAAUUGUACCAAUAAUUCAAGAUUUAGGCGCUGUUGAUAUUCAUGCUCUUACAAUGUCAUUAAAAUCAGGAAUGAAAUUGGAAGUUACAAAUGCACUUAACACAUUAACAACAAUUUCAAGUCACAAAAGUGCAUUAGUAGAUUUGAGUAGAUGUGGUGAACUGGUUGAUGUAUUGAUUGAUAUAAUAAUGGAAUAUUUUAAUUGUGUAUCAAUCAAUUAUUAUUCUGAUAAAGCUAGAUAUGAAAUUUCAUUGCCAAACAGUAAAUUUUUAACAUAUGUAGAGUUAUUUCAACAAUCAAAAAGGGAAUACGAAGAGUUUUCAGAUGUUGAACUUGAACAAUUUUCUAUUUCAGAAGGAUGGUUACCAUUACAUGAACAGUGUUGGUGUGCAUUGAAUAUAAUUAGAAACUUUUCUUUUACACAUGAUAAUCAUAAGUAUUUGGCACAUCAUCCAAGAAUAUAUGCAAGGAAAAAAGCUUAUGAUAUAUUAGAAUAUCGUAAAAGUGUUCUAAUAAUUUUAUCAAAUAUUGCAGGAUAUGUUCUGAUACCUUCAAUACCAGUAGCAAGUGAACUUUUAUUGAUAAUUUCAGAUUUUCUAAAUAAUUCAGAUGAUUAUUAUGCACAGAUAGCAUUAGAAGUUUUAUCCAAAUUGACAGUCUCAUAUGAAAAUAGACAGAAAUUUGGUGAAUGUGAUGAAGAUACAUUGAAAUCAAUUUUUGAAAAACUUGUAAGAUUGUUGCCAAAAGCUGAAAGUAAUAUUUUUGGUGGUGGCAAUAUUAGUAGCAGUAAUAGUUCUUAUAAUAAUAAUUAUUAUAAUAGCAAUAUUAUAACUCAUACAUCAUCAAUUCAAGAAUUACCAUUCUUAGCUACCUUGAUAAUGUCGUUUUUUAAUUUUGCAAGUUUAAGUAAUGAAACUAUGAAAAAAAGAAUUAUAACCACACCAGGAUUUAUAAAUCGAAUGCUUAAGAUGACAUUGGUAUUGGCAAGUGUUAGAAAUAUUAGAACAGGUGUUAACGAAGUAGAUUGUGUUAUGUUAGCUAGAAGAUCAAUGGAAAUGCUCAAAGUGUUGGCCAAAGGAAAUAAAGAAAGUUUUCUUGUAUAUAAUGAACAGUUAUUAAAUGCUUUAUUAACUCCAUAUAUUGAUCCUGUUGUAGUAAAAGAUCUAGAGGGUAUUGUUAUUUAUCAUGUUGAUAUAUAA